AUGGGUAAAUUUCACCUUUCUUUUUCAUCUAUUUUUAAAGUUAAAGCACUUUAUCUUUGCCUUACGUUAAAUGAUUAUAAACAAAUUAACAUUGUCAGUUAUGGUGCUUAUUACUAUUUUCUUGUAAAAAUCUUAUAUAAAAGUACUAUUGCUCAUAUAAUACCAGCAUUUACAAUAUUUUAUCUUAUUAUAAUAAGUGGUCUUAUAUCACUUCAAUACAUUGAUGGAGUUAACUAUAUUAGCAUUUUUGAAUAUAUCUCACCAAGUAGUUCUGAUAGUCCAUGUGCAUGCGAAAUUGAAAUGAUUGAUAGGUGGAUGAAAUCCCCAUCUAUAAAAUUUGAAAAAUUUGUUGACCAUGAAAACCCUUAUUUAUCAAGUAUUCAAUUAUCUGAUGAACUUAACUCUUUGAAUUUCGCUGAAGUAGUCUAUCAUCUCGCUUUUCAAAAAUUUUUUGUAUUUAAAGAAAAUUUGGCAGAGAAAAAUACACAUAAUAUCACAGUUAUAGAUGAAUAA
This is a messenger RNA of Scutellospora calospora, 513 nucleotides long. NCBI's taxonomy places the organism in Eukaryota, Fungi, Glomeromycota, Glomeromycetes, Diversisporales, Gigasporaceae. The record is from the annotation of a GenBank genome assembly.